Molecule: messenger RNA, 1896 nt
Organism: Penicillium pulvis
Lineage: Eukaryota; Fungi; Ascomycota; Eurotiomycetes; Eurotiales; Aspergillaceae
Product: purple acid phosphatase family protein
Exons: 3
Coding region: 1-1896 (631 amino acids)
Molecular function (GO): metal ion binding; acid phosphatase activity
Source: RefSeq, a predicted model, not a curated record
AUGAAGGCUACCACUGCUUCCAUCUUGCUGGCUCUGUCCGCCGCCGCCAAUGCCAGUCCUGCGGUUGAUCGCAGAACUGUGGACGAGCGCUUCCCCUACAAGGGUCCCGCUGUCCCCAUUGGCGAUUGGGUCGAUAACACGAUCAAUGGCAAUGGCAAGGGUUUCACUCGUCUGGUCGAGGCUCCCGCUGUGAAGCCUGCUCACAAGAACCCGACCAACAACGUCAAUGUCAUUUCGUUGGCUUACAUCCCCGAUGGUAUGCUCAUUCACUACCAGACUCCUUUCGGUCUUGGAAGAGCGCCUACUGUCAAGUGGGGUACCAACCCUCACCAUUUGACCAACAUCGCACGAGGCUACAGUCACUCCUAUGACCGUACCCCUUCGUGCUCGCAGAUCAAGGCUGUGACCCAGUGCAGCGAGUACUUCCACGAAGUCUCCCUCCCCCACCUCGAGUCUGGUAAGACCUACUACUACCAGAUCCCCGCUGCCAAUGGCACCACCGAGUCCGAGGUCUUGAGCUUCACCACCGCCCGCAAGGCUGGUGACCCCACCGAGUUCAGCGUUGCUGUCCUGAACGAUAUGGGCUACACCAACGCCCAGGGUACCCACAAGUACUUGACCGAGGCUGCUAGCGAGGCUGCCUUCGCCUGGCACGGUGGUGACAUCAGUUACGCUGAUGACUGGUCCUCCGGUAUCAUGGCUUGCGAGUCUGACUGGCCCGUCUGCUACAAUGGCUCCAGCAGUGAGCUGCCCGGUGGCAUCACCGACGAGUACAAGAAGCCUCUGCCUGCCGGCGAGAUCCCCAACCAGGGUGGUCCCCAGGGUGGUGAUAUGAGUGUUAUCUACGAAUCCAACUGGGAUCUGUGGCAGCAGUGGAUGGGUAGCGUUACCAAGAAGAUUCCUUACAUGGUUCUGCCCGGUAACCACGAGGCUUCCUGUGGCGAGUUCGAUGGUCCUGGUAACGUCUUGACUGCUUACCUCGAUGAGAACCAGCCCAACAGCACCUGGCCCACCGACAACCUUACCUACUACAGCUGCCCUCCUUCGCAGAGAAACUUCACUGCUUACCAGCACCGUUUCCGCAUGCCCGGUAAGGAGUCCGGCGGUGUGAGCAACUUCUGGUACUCCUUCGACUACGGUCUUGCUCACUUCGUCUCCAUGGACGGUGAGACCGAUUACGCCGACAGCCCUGAAUGGUCCUUCGCCGAGGAUGUCUCCGGCGACGAGACCCUCCCCACCGAGUCCGAGACCUUCAUCACUGACAGCGGUCCCUUCGGUGCUGUCAGCGAUGUCGACGACACCAAGUCCUACGAGCAGUACAAGUGGCUCAAGGCUGAUCUCGAGAGCGUCGACCGCACCAAGACUCCCUGGAUCGUCAUCAUGAGUCACCGUCCCAUGUACAGCUCCGCCUACUCCUCCUACAUGAAGAAGAUCCGCGCUGCGUUCGAGGCUCUCUUCCUUGAGCACGGUGUUGAUCUCUACCUCUCUGGACACAUCCACUGGUAUGAGCGUCUGUUCCCUCUCGGUAACGGUACCAUUGAUACCGCCUCCGUGAUCAACAACCACACUUACCGCAUGAACCCCGGCAAGUCCAUGACUCACGUUGUUAACGGUAUGGCCGGUAACAUUGAGAGCCACAGUGAGUUCAGCACUGGUGAGGGUCUCACUAACAUUACUGCUGUGCUUAACACCAAGGAGUAUGGUUUCAGCAAGUUGACUGUUGCCAAUUCUACUGCUAUGAAGUGGGAGUACAUCAAGGGCAAUGAUGGGUCCGUUGGUGAUUCGCUUUGGAUGCUUAAGCCUACUGCUUCUAAUGCUCAGGUCCCCGGAAAGGGUCAGGGUGCUGGAAAGAAGCCUACCCCGGCUGGCAAGAAGCCUCGCUUUGUUAACUACUAG